AUGUUCCUUUCAAAAUAUCCUUUCUAUCUUGUGCAGUUUGGCGGUGAAGACCUUAAGCUCGGGAUUUACGGGAUCGCGACGCUGGACGCUUCGUCGUCGCUGUCGAAGGACGAGUUUGCCCACGUAGAGUUGGGCAUCGUAGUGGCGCUGGAUAUCGAGGCCGGCGUCUUCAAGCUCGAAUCCCAGCUGUCGCCGCGGUCUUUCGUGCUGGCCGAGGUAUGCCCUGUGGCAGGUGUAAUCGCGUUCUACUCGUGGUUCAAGGCGGACACGUCAAAGAACAUUGUGGCAGGAGACUGGGUCCUAUCUCUAGGAGGAUAUCACCAAGCCUUCAAAGCGCCGGCCAAUUACCCACGGCCGCCGCGGCUGGGGAUUAACUGGUCCCUGGAUGCAAGCCUGAGAAUCACCGGCGUGGCUUACUUUGCCAUCACGCCCAAGAUCUGCAUGGGCGGCGGCAGGUUGCACGUCGCCCUGAGCCUCGGAAAGCUGUAUGUGAUGGUCGAGAUUGGGUUCAAUCAGGUAGACAAGCUCUAG
Molecule: messenger RNA, 531 nt
Organism: Ilyonectria robusta
Lineage: Eukaryota; Fungi; Ascomycota; Sordariomycetes; Hypocreales; Nectriaceae
Exons: 1
Coding region: 1-531 (176 amino acids)
Source: RefSeq, a predicted model, not a curated record